Messenger RNA from Punica granatum (pomegranate), 3779 nucleotides. NCBI's taxonomy places the organism in Eukaryota, Viridiplantae, Streptophyta, Magnoliopsida, Myrtales, Lythraceae. The record is from RefSeq and is a predicted model, not a curated record.
UUGGCGAGUAGUAGUAAUUGCAGUUCUUCUGGUUAAUGAUGAUAAUAAUGCCUUCAUUUUAAUUUAUUUUUUCUUGGUUUCAUUUAAUCCAAAUCUCCUUUGCUCCUCCUGUAGCAUUUUUUGCAUUAAUUUUGCGUAUCCUUGAGAUAGUGAUUUCACUGCCCCUUUCAAGGUUUAUUCCUUCCCUUUGUAUGUGUGUGCUCUGCUCUCUCCCUCUCUCUCUCUUCCUUCCUUCUCUGCUAGCUCCCAUUUUUCUCUUUUGUUCCUUUCUAUGUAUUCCUCUUCUCAUUCUCUCUCUCUCUCUCUCUUCUCCCCAAUUUUUUUAUUUUUUAUUUUUGUAAUAUUGGAUAUGGCUGUGUUUUUAUCUGCUUGGUCUCUUCUGUGUUUCUUUCUCUCCCAUUUCGGAUUUUCAGUUUUGGGUUGGAGAGACUGUUGGAACCCCGGCUCUUCUUCUGGGCGAGCUUUAGUCUGUGAGCAAGUAAACCAGCAUGCCAGUGAGGCAAAUGAAGGAGGAGAGCUCACAACAGCAUCCCAUCGUGAUCAAGACCCACCUCCAAAACUCCAUGAACCAUCCCCACAAGUCCCCUAAAGCCCCUCAGAACGGCAAGUGCCCGCCGCGGCAAGACCUGGCUCCUAACUCCAACAAGUCCCAGAAUGAGACCUCCCCGAACUCGUCCAACAAAAACCGGAGCCGGAGGCGGGGACGGGGCGGGAGGAAAUCCGACCAAGGCGAUGCCUGCACGAGGCCGAGCUCUCGUCCUUGUACUGCUGCCGAUAAGCCUGUUGCUUCGGAGGACCGGCUUAUGGGAGUCAUCGUCCCGAGAACCCCGAACGAGUGUGCUCAGAACAGCAGGAGCUUGGUGAAGUUUCCGAGCUCGAGCAGGUCAUGUAACUUCGCCCCUAGGCCCGGCUAUGGGCAAGCAGGGACUAAGUGCAUAGUGAAGGCCAAUCAUUUCUUCGCAGAGUUGCCACAGAAGGACCUGAAUCAAUAUGAUGUCACUAUUACACCAGAGGUGGCAUCAAGAACCGUGAACAGGGCAAUCAUGGCAGAACUUGUGAGGCUGUACAGAGAAUCUGCGCUCGGAAUGCGACUUCCCGCCUAUGAUGGCCGGAAGAGCCUGUACACAGCCGGUGAGCUCCCCUUUGUGGCGAAGGAGUUCAGGAUCAAGCUCUUAGAUGAUGAUGGUGGUAUCAGUGGCCCCAAGCGGGAAAGAGAGUACAAAGUGGUGCUUAAGUUCGUUGCGCGGGCAAACCUGCACCAUUUGGGAGAGUUCCUAGCUGGUAAACGGGCCGAUGCUCCACAAGAAGCUCUUCAGAUACUUGACAUAGUACUUAGAGAGCUUUCAACAAGGAGAUUUUGCCCAAUUGGCAGAUCUUUCUUCUCACCAGAUAUCAGAGCUCCUCAAAGGCUGGGCGAGGGAUUGGAAUCAUGGUGUGGCUUUUACCAAAGCAUCAGGCCAACCCAGAUGGGUCUAUCGUUGAAUAUUGAUAUGGCUUCGGCAGCAUUUAUCGAGCCUCUUCCUGUGAUUGAAUUUGUGGGCCAGCUUCUGGGCAAAGACGUGUUAUCAAGACAAUUAUCUGAUUCUGAUCGUGUGAAGAUUAAGAGAGCUCUUCGUGGAGUGAAAGUGGAAGUAACGCACAGAGGGAAUGUACGAAGGAAGUAUCGCGUUUCGGGGCUCACGUCUCAACCAACGAGAGAGCUGGUGUUUCCUGUAGAUGAUGAAUCGAACAUGAAGUCAGUUGUAGAAUACUUCCAAGAGAUGUAUGGCUUCACUAUUCAAUACACACAUCUUCCAUGUCUUCAAGUGGGAAACCAAAAGAAGGCUAAUUAUUUACCAAUGGAGGCCUGCAAAAUUGUUGAGGGGCAACGGUAUACGAAGAGGCUGAAUGAAAAGCAAAUUACUGCCCUCCUAAGAGUCACAUGCCAAAGACCAAGGGAUCGUGAAAAUGACAUCUUGAGGACGGUGCAACACAACUCAUACGAUCAAGAUCCUUAUGCGAAGGAGUUUGGCAUCAAAAUUAGUGAAAAGUUGGCCUCUGUUGAAGCUCGUAUCCUUCCUGCCCCUUGGCUGAAAUAUCACGAAACUGGGAAGGAGAAGGAUUGUUUGCCUCAAGUAGGUCAAUGGAACAUGAUGAAUAAAAAAAUGAUAAAUGGAAUGACCGUGAAUCGGUGGGCAUGCAUCAAUUUUUCACGGAGCGUGCAGGAUAGUAUCGUGAGGGGAUUCUGUAAUGAGCUGGCCCAAAUGUGUCAAGUUUCUGGAAUGGAAUUUAAUCCCGACCCUGUUAUACCAAUCUACAAUGCAAGGCCUGAGCAGGUCGAGAAAGCGUUGAAGCACGUUUAUCAUGCAGCCAUGAACAAAACGAAGGGAAAAGAACUUGAACUUUUACUGGCUAUUCUGCCUGACAACAAUGGGUCCCUCUAUGGUGACCUUAAGCGAAUAUGCGAGACUGAUCUUGGGUUGAUAUCCCAGUGCUGUCUCACAAAGCAUGUCUUCAAGAUAAGCAAGCAGUACCUUGCUAACGUCUCACUGAAAAUCAACGUUAAGAUGGGUGGUAGAAAUACGGUUCUUUUGGAUGCAAUUAGCUGCAGAAUUCCCCUAGUCAGUGACAUACCAACCAUCAUAUUCGGGGCAGAUGUGACCCACCCAGAAAAUGGGGAAGACUCGAGCCCCUCUAUAGCUGCUGUAGUGGCAUCCCAAGACUGGCCUGAAGUGACCAAAUACGCGGGACUGGUAUGUGCGCAGGCUCACAGACAGGAACUCAUACAAGAUUUAUACAAGACAUGGCACGAUCCUGUUCGUGGAACUGUCAGUGGCGGCAUGAUUAGGGAUCUCUUGAUUUCAUUUAGAAAGGCCACAGGGCAGAAGCCGCUCAGAAUAAUCUUUUACCGGGAUGGAGUCAGCGAAGGGCAAUUUUAUCAAGUACUCUUGUAUGAAUUGGAUGCAAUUCGGAAGGCUUGUGCGUCUCUGGAACCAAAUUAUCAACCGCCAGUGACAUUCAUUGUGGUACAGAAACGGCACCAUACUCGGUUGUUUGCUAACAACCACAGAGACAGAAGCAGUGUAGAUAAGAGUGGGAAUAUCAUGCCUGGUACGGUGGUUGAUACCAAAAUCUGUCAUCCAACUGAAUUUGAUUUCUACCUCUGCAGUCAUGCUGGGAUUCAGGGUACAAGUCGGCCGGCUCAUUAUCAUGUUUUGUGGGAUGAGAAUAAUUUCACACCUGACGGAAUUCAGUCGCUCACUAACAACCUUUGCUACACAUAUGCGAGGUGCACGCGUUCUGUCUCAGUUGUACCUCCAGCUUAUUAUGCACACUUGGCGGCAUUUCGAGCACGGUUCUACAUGGAACCUGAGCUGCAACAAGAAAACGGCUCAAGUGGCACGGGCAGUGGGAAUAAGACGAAGGGGUCCCGGACAGAGUCUGGAGUGAAGCCAUUGCCUGCCUUGAAGGAGAAUGUGAAGAGAGUAAUGUUCUACUGUUAGGCCAGUUUUAUGUACAUGUAAUCCUGUUUAUAUGUACAUGAUUCUCUGAUUUCCGUAUUUCUGUCGGUAGUUCCAGCAGCAGUGUAGUUCAGUUCAGCUUAGGACUCUAUAGUAGUAGUAGUAGAAAACCUGUUGGAUAAAUGAUAAGGUAGAACUAGGACAGGAUAGGAUUAGAAAGGAUCAGGAUUUCAUCUAUGUAGUCGUGGUUGCAUCGGUGUAGGCUUGUUGUAAAGAAAUGCUGGUUCAGGAAUCGAAUUAAGAGUUUUAGCAGGUUUCUCUGCUCCGGUUAUUGUUGAA